UUCUUCACUGAUGAUAGAUGUGCUCUGUAAAGUGAUAACAAAAUACCUAUAUUGAAAAAAAUUCAAGGCCACGAUAUCAAUAUAAAUAUAGCUAAAAUGGGCCAAAAUGAAAAACAACUGUCCAAAGUGAAUGUAAUUACAAUAACUGAUCGUGUUAACAGAAAAAGUGAAGUGAAAAAAGGAAAUUGUGAAAGUGAUUAUGUCGAAGAGUGUAUAGGUGCGGGUGGGUUAUGGCAAGUGUGCGUGUCUUUUGCAGCAUUAACGAGAUGUAUUGCCAUGUUCAACCUGAUGUCAGUAGUAUUUCUGACUCCAACUACAGACUUUCUGUGCGUGGAGUUUGUGGACAAUACUACUACGGCAGCUGAAAACGGAACUUGUUAUAAGAAUUGUGCUGAAUAUGUUUACCAUUCGGAGGUCAUGAAAAGUAAUUUGAUAACCGAUUUUGGAUUGAUCUGUGAAAAGCAGUGGUUGGCGAGUUUUGCGCAAACUAUUUUGAUGUUUGGUGUGGUGUUCGGAGUUUCAAUUUUUGGAUGGAUCUCGGACAGAUUUGGGCGCCGCAUCGCUAUAAUUUCCUCAACUGUUCUGAACAUAGCUUCCAUGGUACCAACCCCGUUCACCACCAACUACUGGUCGUUCAGUGGCCUACGGUUCGUUACAGGCGUCGCGUCCGGCGGAUCACUGAUAGUCGCCAUUCCGGUUAUGAUGGAAAUCGUCGGAAAUCGAUAUAGAGAGUAUGUAGGAGCAUUAUGUCUUUUCCCUGAUUGUUUCGCACAAGCUUCACUAGCACUGUACGCGUACUAUUUACCAACUUGGAAGAAUUAUUUACAUGGGCUUAGUGUGACAUCUAUUUUCAUUUUGAUAUUAGUGUGCUUUGUGCCGGAAUCACCGCGAUGGUUAAUAUCUCAUGGCAAAGUCGACAAAGCUGUGGAAAUAAUGUUUGGAGCUGCUAAAGUCAACAAACUGAGUACUGAACAUAUCAAAGACACAGUAACGAAAAGUAUGGAAAACUUGAAAAUCGACGAAAACAAGACGGUGAAUGCAUCUUAUUUGGACUUUUUCAAGGACAAAAGGACGAUAAUUAUAACCAUGUCGACAUUUGUGAUAUGGUUUGUUACUGGUGUUACUUAUUAUGGUAUAUACCAGUAUAUAACAUUUAUCGGAUCUAAUGUUUAUGUAACAGUUGUCAUAUUGGGAUUGAUUCAGGUGCCAUUAUUCCCCAUACAAAUCGCGUUGACAAAAUUGCUGAGCCGAAAAACAGCACUCUGCGGGUUCCUCUUAACGACCGGAGUAAUGAUGACUGGGCUGAUCUUCACACCUACAGGCCAUUGGUCCACCACUUGCCUAGGAGUCAUAGGCUUCACCGCAAGCUCCGCGACCUAUGCGGUAACCUAUAUGUACCAAGCAGAGCUAUUUCCUACCCCUUUAAGGAAUAUGUCGUUUGGUAUAGUCUCUGCUGCUGGUAAGGUAGGGUCCAUGGCAGCGCCAUUUAUAGCGAAACUGUCCCCUAUUUGGGUCCCUUCGUUGAUAUUUUCUGUUCUGUCCCUGGUUGCUGUCGGGUUUUGCUUGUUACUCCCUGAAACUAAGGGGAAAAAUUUGAAGGAUACUAUUGAUUAAUUAAUUAUA
Messenger RNA from Maniola jurtina (meadow brown), 1623 nucleotides. Its product is annotated as organic cation transporter protein-like. NCBI's taxonomy places the organism in Eukaryota, Metazoa, Arthropoda, Insecta, Lepidoptera, Nymphalidae. Gene Ontology annotation, biological process: transmembrane transport. Gene Ontology annotation, molecular function: transmembrane transporter activity. The record is from RefSeq and is a predicted model, not a curated record. Gene Ontology annotation, cellular component: membrane. The coding region runs from base 97 to 1614 and encodes 505 amino acids. The transcript has 5 exons.